UGUUACCGUAUACUGUCAGCCGUCAGGCUCUUACUACGACGCUGUAUGCUCAGUUCGUUCAUUUAUUCAGCUUUUUAAAAUGUGUUACACUUUUGUUUAAUCUAUGGGCACUUUCUUGUUCCAAACAAAUUGUUGUGUACUACCAUUUCAACCAACUUGGCAAUUUGUCGAACAUUGUGUAGGCUAUUCCAUGCGCUAAUAGUAUGUGUGUAAGGAUGUAGCCAGCUGCCAAUGCGCGUUUUUCAUGGUUAUUACGCAAUUUUCCAAGUGAAAGUAACUGACUUUUCUGCAGUCAUAAUUUAAACCAUGCAGAUGAAUCUACGCGUGUACACAUACAACUAUGGUGCCCUAGACACGCACACAUACGUUACGGUUAUACAGAAUGUGUUCGGCAAGAUUGUUUUCUUAAACUAAUUACAUCAUUAACGCGCACGCUCAAUUUCAGCUGGGGAAAAACUUGACAAAAAUAGUUGUAUUUGGUUGUCCUUUAAACAAUGUUUUUUUUUUCACACCACGCAAGUAUCGAUUAACAGAAUAUUCUGGUUUGAUAAAUGUCUGGAGGUUGCUGCAUUUACUUGAAGCUAGAGUAUGAGACUGAAAGCUUUGAGUUUGUCUGGAGUUUGAGGUUUCUGUGUAGAGUCGUGUCUGUCACUUCUGCUAGCAGACCGCUCGCUGUGGUGUUCGUUUAAUUCCUAAGGCCACCGACAUGACCUGUCUCUCCACUUAAUCUUCUGGCUGUGAAGACACCUGCUCUCUUCACACUAAGCACACACUCAUUUUGGCACCACGAGAGUGCUAAUUCCCAGCACCUCCUCCUUCUCUUCAUCUCUGUCUCUCAGUUUCUCACAGAUUUUUCUAAGACCAUUUCCAUCAUCAUCUCCUUUUGCUGUGUUUUUGUUUCCUUUUUCCACACAUGCAGUUCACUGCACACACACACACACACAUUUCUCAAAGUCUCUACAAGCCCAGUGAAAAUCUGUCACAUGCUGACCCCUAUUUGAAAGCAGAUUUGACAUGAGUGUUUUACCCUCAACAUGUGAAUGUUCUCUAAUGAGGGCGAAAGUACACACUUGUUGACCCAGGCUUUCCUUCUGUGAUUUACGGAGCAGAAAAUCACCCCUUACGCAGCCCAUAACAUGUCUUCUUGCCUGGGCAUUGUGUCUCCAAGGGGUCUCUGUGCCCUCCAACCCCCACUGAUGUGCCUUUGUUGUGGUGGAAGUGGGGCAGCAGCACAUGGGAGGGGAGUGCUGGGUGACUAAAAGAGUUCUUAAACACACAUACCCACACACACACACACACGAACCUGGAGUGUGUCUGAGGAGAGAGUGAGCAAACACAGCAACUCAUCACGCCGCCACAGGAUGGCUGUGGUGAGGACUGCAUUCAGCACAAAGAGCACUCUGUCGUGGAACCCCCCCUCCCAUAGCAACAACCCUCGCUGCUCUGUGCUUCAACACUGAGUCCACGUUUCAUUGCCACUGAACUGAACAUCUUGGGGGUAUGCCUGUGUAUUAGGCAUGUUCUCUCCUAAACUUCAAUAUGAACGGUUUAAAUUGAAAUGCCACCUUGGGCAAAGUUUUAAAUGAAGCAGAAACAUUUUUAUGUAUACAGUUGUAUCAAAUCUUAAAUACCUUUUAAUCUGCGAUCAGGCAAAUGCCCCUGUGGUAAACGGUUAUUUUGCGCUUGGUCAAGUAGUACAAUUAAAGUAGUCCAAUUACUUUGGCCAGGAAGUACAGUGUCAGCACAAUCUCAGCAGAGUACAUUUUUUUUGUACAAACUGGCCAGUGCCAUGCCUUGAUAACAGGGAAUUAGUCUCAUUUUUGGACUUCAAUUGGGCUUGAGCAGAGAACCAUUUGCUCUCUGGAUGAGGCAUACCUCCCUGCCCAGUGGUUGCCAGGUGUAGCGCAGUGACGUGGGUUCACCUGAUUGUUAAUGUUGAGAUUGUAAACAUAUGCUGCCGUUCUGUGGCAGUGGAGCGUGGCCCAGCGUCCAACGUCUGAGCGUUUGACUCCUGUCCAGCCCUGCCUAGAGCUUUGUUUGCUUAGCGCAGUCCGGCUCUCGCAGAGCAGUUCAGCUUUCAGCCCAGGAGUCCAGGGAUGUCGUUUCAUCCCCCCUCAGCGCACCAGGCAGAAGGCACAGGGUCUGGUAACAAUUAUCGCUGUGUGAAAACAUGAGCGACGGAACGCGCAGCAGCUGUGUGAGCGAGCGAGAGGAAGAGAGAGAGAGACCACGGAGGAGAGGUACUGAAGAGUUAAGAGCUCUGCUCCGUAGAGAACAGUCCCGAGAGAACAGCUCAAAGUUCAGCACAGAAGAGCCAGGGAGAGUCAGAACACCUGGGAGCCACAACAAGAGGAUCCGCUGAAGGGCACGGAGGAAUAUGCCAACGGAUUGCACUCAUCCUGAAGACAGGAGUUGUUGCUGAUCAGAAUGGGAAACACAGAUAGCCAGUACAGCAGCUUUAUCCUGCCAGGGAAGCCCAGGCCCUGCUCCUUGAAACUGCACUCAUCCAAAGAGCCGCCUCUCUCCCCACACAGCUGGUGGAGAGGCACUGAGGUGGGCAACAGCUACAAGACCAGCGGCAGGAGCACUGAGGUGGGCAACAGCUACAAGACCAGCGGCAGGGGCACUGAGGUGGGCAACAGCUACAAGACCAGCGGCAGGGGCACUGAGGUGGGCAACAGCUACAAGACCGGCGGCAGGGGCAGGAACGGCCUCUCCCCUCACAAGAGCAGCCAGCCUUACCUCUCGCGCCACUAUGACUAUGUGACCAAAGCCGCCACAGGGGGCGCUAGUGAGUCGCAGCGCCCCUCCUCUCCGCUGCAGUGUGAGAGGGGUGGGUGGGACAGCUGCUACUCCACGUACAGCCAGGUCGCAGGGGAGGGGAGCGGCCUGCAGACUUCGGAGGAGAGGACUGAGGUGGCAUCGGAUCCACUGCCAAGCAGGAACAGCCCCAAAGUGCUCUUCAGUCAGGAUGGCAGCAUGCGGGUGGAGUUCACCAACUCUCGGCGACAGCAGAACGAAGACAACGAGGAGGAGGAGGAAGAGGAGGAGGGGGUGACGCCUCGGCCUAACGCCCAGACCGACGCCAGGCUGCGCACUAGCAACGGCAGCUCGCUGAGCUCCGAGGGCUCCUGGUACGACUCGCCCUGGGGCGCCGCCGGAGAGCUGAGCGACCAUGUCUUCCACCCCAACAACCAGACGGCCGACAACAGCAGCAGCAGCGGCUACACCACCUUCUCCACCUCCACCCGCCACGACAACAACAGCCGCCACGACACCACGUGCUCCUCCGGCGCCAGUGGCUUCAACCCGCGUUUCCACAUCAACCAGUACGGCAGCCGAGGCUACCUCAGCAACGGCUACAACACCUGCUCGUCCGGCCGCACCGAGGACAGCGGGAUCGGGGACUCGCUGGUGGGGCUGCAGGCCGACCACCGGGAGCUGGAGAGGAUGGUGUCGGCUCCGGUGUCCCUCUCCGGGCACUACAGCACUCCAAGCCUGAGCAACCCCUUCCCCCUACCAGCCUCCACCCUUCCGCCACAGUUUCUGGAGGUGCCUCUCCCCCAUCACCGGGUCUCCAUGGCCUCUGCCUUGGAUUCGGUCAGUAUGCGGGAGUGUUCGGAGCCCACCGGGACACAGUACUCCUCACUCACCCUCCCGUGCCGCAAGACUGCACCGGUCGCCGGGGGCAACGCCAGGAAGGACUCGCUGAAGAGCCGCAUCCGGAGGCUCAGUGACUGGACGGGGAGCCUGAGCAGGAAGAAGAGGAGGCUGCAGGACCCCAGCUCAAACGAGCCUACGGAGACCUUCAGGCCCAACAGCCUGGCGGCAGACACCCAGACCAGCGCCUCCUACUGGGGCCUCAGCGUCGCCCCGCAGCCCCUCUCGGGCUCCGGGUUCGGCUCGUCCCUGGGCCUCCACAGCCAGCAGCAGGUCCAGAGCAGCGUGCUGAGGCAGAACAUCUACGAGAACUUCAUGCAGGAGCUGGAGACGGGUAGCAGCUGCGGGAUACUGGCUGAGGGGGGGGCCCAGACGUCGGAGGGAGAGGGCGACCAGGGGGAGGGCGACCAGGGGGAGAGCAGCGGCAGCUCCCUAGGCUCCCUGGAGCAGCUGGACCUGAUGUUUGAGAAGGAGCAGGGGGUGGUGAGGAGGGCCGGGUGGCUGUCCUUCAAACCCCUCCUCACCCUACACAAGGACCGCAAGUUGGAGCUGGUGACCAGGCGCAAGUGGAGGCAAUACUGGGUCACCCUCAAAGGAUGCAUGUUGCUCUUCUAUGAGACCUAUGGGAAGACGUCCUCUGAGCAGGACCUCUCCCCAUCCUACGCCCUGCUGGCAGAGGACAGCAUCGUGCAGGCCGUCCCUGAACAUCCCAAGAAAGAGAACGUCUUCUGCCUGAGCAACGCCUAUGGAGACGUCUACCUCUUCCAGGCUGCCAACCAAACGGACCUGGAGAACUGGGUGACGGCCAUGCACUCCGCCAGCGCCUCGCUGUGUGCCAAGCGGCAGGGCAAAGAGGACACGGUGCGCCUCCUCCGCAGCCAGACCCGCACUCUCCUGCAGAAGAUUGACAUGGACGGCAAGAUGAAGAAGAUGGCGGAGCUACAGCUGUCCGUCAUUAGUGACCAGAAGAACAGGAAGGCCAUUGAGAGCCAGAUCCAGCAGUGGGAACAGAACCUGGAGAAGUUCAACAUGGACCUGUUCCGCAUGCGCUGCUACCUGGCCAGCCUGCAGGGCAGUGAGCUCCCCAAUCCCAAGAGCCUCCUGGCCGUCGCCAGCCGCCCAUCCAAGACGGUGCUGAGCCGCCUCGGGAUCUUCUCUGUCUCCUCCUUCCACGCCUUGAUAUGCACUCGUGAUGAAGCUACCCUGCGGCGACGGAGCCGAUCUCUCUCCAGCAGGACCAGGAACAAGAGAGGCCUUUUCACCUCGCUGAAGGGCCUGGACAACCUGACCAAGCGCAACGGUCGGGACCAGAAACAGACCUCCAUGCAGAGGCUGGACAGCUUUGCCAAACUCCAUUCAAUUGCGCCCCCUGAAGGCAGCCCAUGGGACAGCAGUCUGGAGAGCCUGGUGUGCGUGUACAUGCCCGACGGCCACGUGGUCACCGUGAACAUCAAACAGGACUCCCUGGUGGCCGACGUUCUUUCCCAGGCCUGCAAGGGGCGUCAGCUGGAGCCGUGCCUGUUUGGCCUGCGAGUGAAGAGGCGUGUGGGGGAGGACGUGCAGGUUCACACAGCCUCCUCCACUGAUGCACUGAAAGACCUGGUGUAUGAGGAGCUGGAGGUGUUCCCCCUCAGCGUGUUCACAAGACACCUGUCCCGUGCGGACGCCUCCUCUGACUUUGGUUUUGCUGUGACAGGCCAUGUGGAUGGACUUGGGCGAAGCCACAUUUACAUUAGUGAGGUGCACACAGAGGGCCUAGCUUUCUCAGAAGGUCUGCGAGCUGGGGAUGAGAUUCUGGUUCUGAACGGGACGAGCGUGACCUCGUUGGACCUGGGUCUGAUGCAGGCCUACUUCAGUCAGCAGAGCGUCAGUCUGGUGGUGUGGCGAGAGGAGGCCGUCUCAGAUGACCAGAGCUCCCUCUGGCCUGACUGUGACUCCAGCGAGUCCCACCGACCCGUCCCACCCCCAGAACAAGUCCACCACAUGGAGCACUUCCCCCCCUGGUCUUCAGAUUCACCUCCAGCUCAGGAAGUUCCAGAAGGCUCCAUAGCAGCAGGUUCUGGUUCUGAGGACGGAACUCUGCAGAAUGUUCCCUCUGAUGAUUCUGAGCCUCACAGGACGAGUGCAGAGAAUGUGAACACAUUAUACCAGACCUUCCCAGAGGGCUCUGCGCUGGAGCCUGAGGGCCACAGGAACCCUUACUGCAGUGACCCCGCCCCUCCGAGGCCAUGUCCCCGCCACAUGUCAAUCACAGAGAGGCUCCGCAAGGUCAUCCAGGAACUGGUGGACACGGAAAAGUCAUACGUAAAGGACCUGGGCUGUCUGUUUGAGAUUUACCUGAAGCCCUUGCAGAGUGAGACUUUCCUCACCCAGGACGAGAUGGAGUCUCUGUUUGGCAGCCUGCCUGAGAUGCUGGACUUCCAGAGGGUGUUCCUGCACACGCUGGAGGAGCGCAUCGCCUCCUCGCCCGACUUCAGCAUCCUGGAGACUCCUGAGCAGUUUAAGAAGCUGCUCUUCUCUCUGGGAGGAUCUUUCCUGUACUACGCUGACCACUUCAAGCUGUACAGUGGCUUCUGUGCCAACCACAUCAAGGUCCAGAAAGUCCUGGAGCGAGCAAAGACAGAUCAGGCGUUCAAGGAGUUCCUUGAGGCGAGGAACCCCACCAAGCAGCACUCCUCCAGCCUGGAGUCGUACCUCAUCAAGCCUGUGCAGCGAGUGCUCAAGUACCCACUGCUCCUGCGAGAGCUGGUGUCCCUCACCGACGCCGAGAGCGAGGAGCACAGCCAUCUCACAGAGGCCCUUCGAGCCAUGGAGAAGGUGGCGAGCCACAUCAACGAGAUGCAGAAGAUCUAUGAGGACUACGGCACUGUGUUCGACCAACUGGUAGCGGAGCAGAGCAGCCGAGAGAAGGAGGUUACUGAAAUCUCUAUGGGGGAGUUCCUGCUUCACUCCUCGGUCCUGUGGCUGAACCCUCUUCCCUCUCUGGGUCGCAUGAGGAAGGAUCCGGAGCUCACCCUCUUCCUCUUCAAGAGGGCGGCCAUUUUGGUGUACCGCGAGAGCACCAAGCUCAAGAAGAGAAUGACUGCGUCCCGUUCAGCUUACUCUCAGGGAGACAUGGAUCCCUUCAAGUUCCGCUGGCUCAUCCCUGUAUCCGCACUGCAAGUCCGCUUGGGAAACACAGCAGGCUCAGACAACCCCUGCAUCUGGGAGCUGGUCCACACCAAGUCGGAGGUGGAGGGGAGACCAGAGACCGUGUUCCAGCUGUGCAGUAGUGGUUUGGAGAGCAAAGCCAACGUGGUGAAGACCAUCCGGUCGAUGCUGAGGGAGAAUGCCAAACGGACGGUCCCCGACGAGAGAAGCUGCAGAGACCAUCUGGUCACCUUCAGGAGACCCCAGCCGGCUCCCCCGGCUCAGAUGGGGCCCUGGUUACCACGGCAACUGCCUCCCCCGAACGGUCUCAGACCCAGUCCGCUGGACCUGGAUGGAGACUGCCACUCUGAGCCCCCCCUGCCCAGCCGCCCCAGGGACUACCCCAGCCAUCGGAGCCUCCAGCUGGACAAGCGGGCCCGGCUCCACUCCCUCACCAGCGCCCUGGAGGCCCAGCUCCAGAGGCUGAGCUUCGGCGAGGAGGCGGCCUACGGCGGGGAGGGCGGCAGACUGAAGAGGGCGGUUGAGCACCACCAGGGCGGCCAAGGCACUGUGGGCCUGGUGGACUCUCAGAGCUCCAUGGAUCUCAACUCUCUGCUGGCCAGAGACUUCAGUGUUCAGAGCCUGGCCUCCGUGGUCAACGAGGACUGCUUCUACGACGCCGUCAUGGGCAUCCAGAAAGCUGCGAUACCCACCCUGUAGGAAGGACUAAACCAGCGGCAGGUCAAGAGACAACCUUGAAGAGCAGAGGAUUCUGGACAAGUGUGGUUGAAUGUGCUGUUUCCAUGGUGACGGAGCUUUGAAUGGACCGAAUGUCGAAAGUUGAAAUGCUCACAGGAGUUUAAGCCUUAAUUUGUAGCUGAACGUAAGAAUACCUUGAAAGCCAUCAUGCUGUAGCAGAAGAAAGAUGGAGAUGUAUGUAAGUUGAUAUAUGAUCUGCUCCUUCAACAGAAGCUUGAGUGUUUAGACUCCAUCAGCACUAUGCAGUAUAUCCAUAGAACCUAUAGAGUUCACUGCAUUUCCUGCUUUGUGGCCUUGUUUUCUAAGCACUAAGACCAUUUGCCUCUGUCAACUGACAUUCUCCCUUUUGCUUGUACAUUUUAGCUUUUUUCGACAAAGGCAAUUUUAGUUUAAAACUCGAAUUGCUUGAUUGAAAAAAAAACGUAAUGGAUAUUCAAAGAUUCACAAAGAUGCACAAAUGACUAUUUUGUCUAAAUUAUAUUUGUAUAUUUCCUAUUCUUUUUAGUAUUAUGUUUGUGAUUUACAUUUAUAAGAACUUCUUUAUCUAAGUGGCAUGCUUUUGUUUAAGUUCAAAAAAUGUCCUAGAUGUCUUUAGCUUUGAGGUAAUUGCGGUAUUAUUUUUCAAGUAUUAUUGUCAAGAUGUUUUCAGUUUCACUCAAACUUGGCUGAAGUGUAAUUUAUUUGUAAUAUAUUCUUGAUUCUUUAUGUACGCAUUUCUUGGCAUUGUACAGAUAAAGUGUAAUAUUUAAUAAAUGCUGUCUUAUAUAA
Molecule: messenger RNA, 8316 nt
Organism: Clupea harengus (Atlantic herring)
Lineage: Eukaryota; Metazoa; Chordata; Actinopteri; Clupeiformes; Clupeidae
Gene: tiam2b
Product: rho guanine nucleotide exchange factor TIAM2
Exons: 25
Coding region: 2428-7509 (1693 amino acids)
Biological process (GO): small GTPase-mediated signal transduction; activation of GTPase activity
Molecular function (GO): protein binding; guanyl-nucleotide exchange factor activity
Source: RefSeq, a predicted model, not a curated record